Molecule: messenger RNA, 11504 nt
Organism: Pocillopora meandrina
Lineage: Eukaryota; Metazoa; Cnidaria; Anthozoa; Scleractinia; Pocilloporidae
Source: the annotation of a GenBank genome assembly
AUGGCAGAUGCUGAGGAAACCCCGGCCGAAGCACCGGCUGAAGGUGAGCAGCCUGCAGAAGACGCCGCCGCACCAGCCGAGGAAGGAGGAGAAAAACCUGCGGAGGAGAAUGCAAACGAAGGUGGCGCUCAGGAUGGUGAAGGAGGUGAUAAAGAUGCGGCCAAAGAAGGCGAAGGGGAAGCAGACGAGAAAAAAGAUCCCGAGAAACCGGCUACUUCCGACUGCUUGCCGGAGAAGAAAGAUGAAGAGAAAAAAAUUGAGGAAGAGGAACAAGGUUGUUGUUGUGUAAUAAUUUAACUACCACUUAAUUCACGGAUAUAGUUAUUGGUUUUGCGAAUUCUUAGUUACUGGUGAAGACUCAAGAAACAUUGGGCAGGCGGGAAUCGAGAACGUUUACAAAAUUCUCCUUCAAUCUGAAGUCAGCGUUGGAACAUAUUUUUAUGGUCUCGGAUGAGCAAAGUAGGAGUUGAAAAAACUUUGCAAAGAUGAUAAAUAAUAUUUUAUGGUGAGAGCUUCGUAUGAGGCUUCCAGUGUAACAAGUGGAAGUUUCAUUUGGAAAUUAGAGACGGUUUUUUCUCUGAUGCUCUUUUGGAAAUGUUUUAUCAUUUUUUGCGUAGAAUAUUCAACAUUUUAGGGAGAGAAUUACGAAUAUUUGUAAAUUUUGAUGAGGUUUUAGUUUUCUAUCUGCCACACCCUGAAUUGACAAAUUGAUGCAAUAUAUAUAUAUUUAAAAAUCGGGUCUCUUUUUUCAAGUAUUAUGUAAAAUAUUACUUUUUUUCUAUCGAACUGGAAAGCAGUUGAAUAAAUUGUGAAUGCCGUCGCCUUGUGUAACCCGUAGGAAAUAUAUUAGUUUAAACAUUUCGUUUUACAAGGUAGACAUUUGCUUUCACAGCAAUAAUAUAUAUAUGUACCUGCUAACAGACUUAUGUAGUUUUGUAGAAAUAACAGGUUCUUUUGGCCUAAUUUUUGUACGAUUUAAUUUUAAUUGGUAAAAUUAAGAAUGGGUGCUUUUUAAAAACGGAGUGGCUUGCACUAGUUCUGGUUUCUUGAAGGAAAGAUUUUCGAGUUAAAUUAAAUUUACGGGUAGAAAUAAAAUUUUAAUGAGAAAAAAAAUUCUGAUGUUGUCAAUUUGUUACCUCGUGGCGUCGAAUGUAACCUCUGUCAGAGUAAGAGACGCGAUCGAUGAAACAUUCACAUUCUUUGAAAAUCUUUUUACUUUUUACGACGUUGGUAAUGAACUCCUGGUUUGGUUUCAGAAGUUAACACCGACUGGUACCAAUGUAAGAAACUACUUCAGCCACCUGCUAGUUAAAUGAAAUAACAAAAACAGACCUUGAAAGGCAAUUGAACAUAAAAGAGCCAUCGAUAGAUAAUUUGGUCAUGUAUGAUAAACCAUAAGCCGCGCAUGUGCAGACCAGAGACUCCCGGUUUGUAAUUCAGCGGGAGAUGUCAAGUGGACAUAAAAUCUGAAUCCUUUCCAUUCACUGCAAGUCCACCACGUGACCUGAAAACGACUCUGCACAUGAUAGUCUGCUUGUAAUACUGUGCUGCGUGGCAUAAAAAUUUAGCAAAUUUCAAGCAUUUUUCCGCACAAAAAAUCUAGAGAAAUGAAAACGAUUGUGAAUUAAUUUACUUUGGUUGAAUCGCCAGAACGAAUCAGUUACCUUGACGCACCCAUUUGAAUAAUUUAACACAAAGUAGUGAAUUCAGAAAUAAAAUUUUCUGUUCUUCUCUCGAGAAAAUUCCGCAGUUUUGAGAGAAGAUCGCAACUCGAAAUUAGUUACCAUAACAAAUUUUAUUGAUUGCGACCCUCAAAAAUCUGUCUCAUCAAAUCAGCAUGCAAUAAUUAUCCAUCUGCGAAAGAAAACUCGCACAAAAUUUUCAGGUUAUAUGGGAAAUGAUAUUCUACUCUUGCACAGUUCUUUCCUUUCGAUUCCUUGUUCUUUCAUUCGUUCUUUUAAGCCGUCAGUAAGAGAUUUUCGAAAAUCAUGAUUAAACUAGAACUCUGUAAUCGAAUUAAAGACAAACGCGUCACAUCAUAAAAUUGAAAAAAUAAGGAUAUUUUGCCCCCUCCGCCCGUUCAAUAAUUGUUUAACACUGCACUAUGGGUUGGGUAAUUCUAAAGCUAAUAGAGGUGCAUGUUUAGAAGACUGUAGGAGUCUCCAAACCUUUAGGUAUCCAACGCUCUGCAUUGACGUAUUACGCUCACUGUGGAAAUACCAAGACAGAACCAGCGGUAAAAAGCGCAACUGCUAUUAAUUCUCCAAAUUGCAUAGAAAUCGUAUGGAAAUCGGUUGUUCAAAACAACGGCGAUAGAAAAAAGGAGCUAAUCGUAGGGUUAAAUUGCCGUAAAAAUCUUAGAGAACGGGGCUGAAAACCUGAUUGAAUAUGCGGGCUAUUGACCCACUCUGACCUUAAGAUUAGCAGAAUAAAGUGAUAACUGUGGUGACAAAAAUAUCUAGCAAAUCCACAGAUUCAGCAAUGAAAAAAAGUUGCACCAAGAAGAAAAGAUAAAAAAACAAAAUCUAUAUGACGAUAAAGUAAGUGCCGAAAUCGAUUCCUUAGAAGGUGACAAUUUUCGGCUUACCCACUCCACCCUUCCAAAAACGCUGACGUUACUGGCGGGAAGCCUGUGAAUGACGUCUCGCUGGCGCAAGUAAACGGACAUUUUCAGUUUCGGUGGAAAGUCAUCUUGUCAAUAUGGCUUAGAUAACUAAUUUUAAAGCAGUUAUUCAUAAAAUGCUUCUUCCACGACGACUCGCAACAAUUUUCAUCAUUGUAGUGCUGUUGGAUCCCAGCCAAAUCGAAAGUGAAGGACAUCGGAGAACUCGAGGUAAGUUUAAACUUGAUUUUUAAACAGCGAGAAAGUUGUCUUUAAAUCAUUUUAAUAACUCGAUUUUUAGAAAACUUAUAUCUUAAACAUUGAUAGAAAUUUCGCAUUUGAUAAAAUUUCUGUUUCACUGAUUGUCACAUUUUGAGAAGACAGCGAAUGAGCAAUUAAAUUUAGCUUUCGUUAAGCCGGUCUUGUCAAGCAACUAAGGUGAAGUCAUCUUUUCAAAACAGUUCAGCUAUAUUUGUGGACAUUUCUCACGUUAACUUUCUGUUUUAUCUUCGUUAAAAAUUUCAGUUUCUUAGAUGAAAGUUACCCGUCUAUUUUGAUCGAUUUCUCUAAACUAAAGUUAAAUGGAAUAUUCCGAUUUGCCAAACUCAGUAAAAAUCUUAAACACAAUAGCAAGUUAUUCCUUGAGUUUGAUUGAUAAAUUGAAGCUGUCGUGCCCUCCGGUUUCGGUUAAUUAGUUACAAAAAUAUCAGAAUCAAGUAAAAUGAAAGCUUAGCACAUGAUAGUGAAGUACUGGGAAGAUUUUGUUAUUGAAGAAUCAAUUUUAAUCUCGGUUAACUUUGAAAAUUUGCGAUUGCAAGUGUACUACAUAAUCUGAAAGUAUCGCUGCUCGUUACCAUUGCGGUUUUCGAUUAUGUAAGGAAACUGUUUUUGCGAGAUAACCAUUCUUGACGAAAAAUCACACAGUUAGAAGUCUAUAUUUACACAAAACGAUCAGUUAGAAAUUUUUUCAAGAAAUAUAUUUAUCUAUUAGGUAUUUUUAUAUUUUCCGAAUCUGUUUCAUGGACAGAUGGAUUAGAUUUACUCGUGAAGCGAUGGAACUAGUGCAUUCUCCUUUCCAGUCAAACCUAAGUUGUUUAUGAUCAUUGAACAAUAAUACCUAGCAUAUUAGGAAGCUCCCAAUAAACUGUCAUAAUUUUUUCUUCGUUUAUAUAAAUAUGUUCCUUGAACUUGGCUUUGUCAUAAUAUUUACUGAUCAUAAAAGGCACCAAAAAUCAAAUUUGUUCAGAACUUAUAAAGGGGUAAGUUUCUGAAGAAACUGGAACUAUGGUGCAGCGUUGGCGACGGGUAUUGCGAGAUAAUUUGCUUUUAUCAACUGAGUUGAUAAUUUAAAUUAGCCAUCGUAAAGAGUUUUUAAAGCCGAUGUUCCGAGCUUUAGCCUUUCGUAAGAGCGAAACUAGUUGUCUCUAAACUCUAUCAAAGGCGAAAUCAGUAUCUCGUAAUCAUAUCUUAUCGAAACGCAUAUCACCACGAGGAAGACACAGUUCAUAGCAUCGAUCAUCCUCCAAAUUUACUGGCCAAAUUAUGGCAACAUCGUAGCGCAUUUCGAUUGAGAGUCGUGAUAUAAAAACAGCCGACCAAGUAACUGAAUCAAAAUGUGUUGUAGAGGUCGAGGGUUGGAGUCCCCAAACGGACCAACCCUUAGGAUAGUUAAAUAACUGAGGGGAAUGAACUGUCCUGUCCCGACAUCUGAAAAUGGUUUGACGUUUUAGUUUGCUCGGAUAAGGACGAUAAACUGUACGCCCCGUCGCCUGUAUCAUCUCUCUACUGGUCAGAAGAGGACAUUAAAAAACCCACGCACACCCUCACACAGAGGAGGGAAUGUAGCUCCCGGUUACUCUCUCUAGUUACUACUGUUUGUACAGGCCCUCGUUUAAAUAAGCUCUGAUGCUAAACUGGGCCAGCCUGUCUAAAUGUCACAGAUAAAUAAAUAAAUAAAUAAAUAAAUAAGUGAAUAAAUAAAAGGAAAUUCGCGCAGAGCCUGUGAGAAAUUGAGUAAAUUCUGCCGGGCGCGGAAAAACACGUGUAUGACCAAGUCGCAAUCACUUUCAGUCCUGCAUCUGAUUAGUUAAGCCGGUGGCUUGAGUUUUCAUGUCAAAUCACCAAGGGAACAAAAGAGAAAAGCCAUGCAAAUCUGGAUCAUGAUUAUUUUUGUUACUAAGUUAUGAAUUCUUACAGGAAAUGUGUGCUCAUACAUAUCUUUUGGUAAAACAGAUCACAAUGAUGGAGACUUCCUGAUAGACAUACCACGGAAGGAAGCUCGACUCAACAGAGAAGACAAGCUUACGAACAACGCAGAUGACCCUCUUGAGCAUGCACGACAACGCCACCUACACGAACAACAUGUAAAGGAGAAAUCAGCUACACAUCAUGCUAAGGAGCCAGGCCAGGAAAUUGAAGAACAUGACUCUAGUGGUAUAGAAGAUGACAGGGGUAACAAUAGGGAUGAGGAGAAUCGUGUUGAGGUGUCGGGCAGUCGUUUGGAAGACGAUGAGGGGGAGGGCGAAGGUCGUUCGGGCGAUGAGAGCCACGCUGAUGUUCAAGAAAUUAAUCAUCACACCCAUCAAAUUCAUUCGCGGGAAGAUUCUAAAUUGAAAGUUGGCAAGCGUCUUGAUCAACACAGGGAUGAAGGCGAUGACUUCGGUUACAUCACAGAUGAAAAUGAUACUAAUUCUGAAAGAGAUGUCGAGGCAUCUCGUUCUGGGGAACGACACCACCACGUAAAAAAGAACAUCGCGGGAGAAGGGGACAGGGUUGAACAAUCUGGAAAAGAGGAGAUUUACGAGGGAAGUGAUUUGCAAACAAGCAGUGAAUGGAAGGAAAGAGAGGCAAGCCUUCUCUCUCCAGACGAGGAAGAUUCAUCUGGAGCCAGAGACCUACCGGAGGUGGAUGAUAGUGAUGAAAUACCAGAAGAGGAAAACGAUGGCAAAGAAAGCGAGCGCAGUGGCGAAGAAUACAUCGAAGAAUUCAAAGGUGAAGAUCAAGAUUCUAAAGAAAAGAACGUUGGUCUAAAAGGCGCGAAGGACAAGAUUAAAUUGGAACUGGAAAAAAGCAGUGAGGGUCCAGAUUCGAAAAGAAAAGAGCAAAAGACUCGCAGAAAAAACAACGAGAUAAAAAAACCACUUAAGACCACUAUAGGCGGGGAAAAGAAAAUUGAACAGAUACGCAAACCCUUGGCGGGUAAAAAAGGAAGUAUUUCAGUCGACAAAACCCUCACUCAGAACCACCGGAAGGUCAAAGUUCAUACAGGAACCGAUCUCUCUCAAGAGAAGAACAAGUUCUUUCCUCGUGGAAAAACCAACAAAAAGACCAAAUCCAGACUAUCAAAUGCUUACAGAGACCGUCAAAAGCGGAAAACCAGAAGAGAUGGAUCAAAAUCACGACCCCCUGAAGGACUCCUUAGAGCAAAUGACUUCUACAUUGAUGAAAUCAACGAACCCGUAGAGAAAUUGGUUCCUUUGGAAACAGACGAGGGAAAUAGUGAUGGUGAAUUUGCCGGUGGAGACAAUAAAAACCUCAAGAAACGCGCAGAAGAUGGCUACGGUCAAAAGUUUAGAAUGGGGAACUCCAGACGCCUGCUGCAAUUUAAUAACGAAAGUGAUAAUUCAGAGCCUCGUCCAGGUUUGUGUCUGACUUAAUCUGCAAACGUUCUCGUAUUAAGUGACUAACUUAAACUCUACUGAGAAGCAAAAUUUGAGCCGAGACGAUUUAAGCCGCACAUUGUGCCUAAAAAGGGAAGAAGAGUGCACUCCGUAAUGAGAAACAGAAAAUUCAAUCAAAGAAUUGAUAGUACGUACACUUUCAAGGAACUUGAAGACUUGACAUCUUUGAGGACCAGUAGUUAUUUGUCGGGGGGGAGGGGAGGGUAGGGGAUCGGAGGAUUUUGGUUGUGUCACGACAAAAUUUACCCGCCUCCGCUCUCACCCCUCCCCCCCACAAGACUUUAUGAUAUUCUUAUGUCCCCCCCCAUUGGUAGUUUAUUGGCAGUCAAGUAUCUAUAGUCCCCCCCCCCUUUAUACUCUGUUGGCCACGACUGAUCCCCCCACCGUUCCUUCUGCAAACCAUGUGACCCCCCACAAAAAUUUCCGACUCUCCAAGACCUUAUGACCUUUACACCCCAAUUCUGUGCUGAUCAUAAUUUCAAUUCUCCUUUAGCGCUUCCCAUCGAUUGUAUUCAUCCUCUUCUCCUCGAUGCGAUAAAAGAAAAUACAAUUAUCUACAUCAGAGCUGAAUGCCGCCUAUGCCACUGUAAGCUGGGUCAGUUCGUCUGCAACCGUAAGCCGGAUAAUUGUGAUGAGCACCCCAGAAAGCCUUGCACUAUGGCGAAUGGACAACUGACAGACGGAGAAAGGCAUUCUGAUGGCUGCAAUAACUGCAUAUGUCGAAAUGGUCGGUGAUGAAGAGACUUAGAUAUGAAAAAGUGACGUAUCCACCCUUCAUUAAGUUGAAGUUGUCAACCUGAAAACUGUGAAAAUUUUUAACACACGGCUCCAAAGAAAUUUUUUACAAUUGAAAUUUGACAAUUGUUGAAGAGAGACUAAGUAAAACGGUUAAGGGUCAAGAAAGUUAUGCGCAUGCUCGCUCUCUUGGACUAAUAAUAGUGACAGGAAGAUGGGUUAAGCACCGACUUACCCCACCCCCCACCCCCAUCCCCCUUUGAUGGGGUACAAAGCAACUGGCUCCUUCGUGACCUGAGUAAAAAAAUGCUGGGGCCUAGUCAACAACUUUUCCUCUCGAAUCUUUUUACCAAGGAUACCCCCUAUGUGCAUGGGCGUUACUAAAGAUAUACACUGCUAGGGCGCAAGGGAUCCUAGGUCAAAAUGAUUAGUGAAACAACCUGUCAUGCCCCCAAAUGCCAGUUAGAGGCUAGCGUGUUAACAUCCCCCUUCCCCACCCCCCACCUCCACAAAAAAGUUUCCCCCAAUUUUCCACGAAAUUACUGUUCAACUGUUUCACUUUUCAGGAGAGUUGCUGUGUACGCGUCUUCGGUGUUUUUCCUCGAAUUACAACUACACCAAUUACCAGAUGCUUUUUGGUAAACAAUACACCCCAGGGGACCCUCAAAAAGCGAUGAUGAAUGAAAGGCUCGUCAGAGGCAAGGACCCGUGUAUGGAAUGCGAUGAUGAACCUGUAGCACCUGUCUGUGGACCCAACUGGAAAACGUACCGUUCAAUGUGCCAUGCUCUAAGAUGCGGCGGGUUUACAGUGGAUGAUGUGAAAGGAGGAAAGUGUGGAGGCUUGGUAAGUGCUUUGUGGUGUAGGGGGGUUAGCGGUCGUUUUCAAACUGAGCCUUAGUUAUCUGGUGUAAAAAGUAUGUCUGCAUUCUUUCCAGAACUUAGGCAAAGUCUAUCGAGUUUUGAAGUCUUCAAUAAAAUGCGCUAAGACUUAUCUGAGCUGCUGUCAACAAGCACACAUUUUUCUAAUAAACAUUACUUUUUUCUUGUCAACAGAAAGUCGUGAAAAUACCAAUCAAUGCUACAAACCAAAACGUCCAUUAAGUUAUUUAUUAUCCAACUGCUUUUCCUGCUAAGUGUUUCUGCUCAUUUCGUAUAAGGCGGGAAAAAAAACAGCGGAUAAAGAAGUGUUGCACGGGCAGCCGACCGGUUAAAAAGGUUUUUUUUACAGCAAAAAUUAACCAACUGUACAAUAUCAUGGGACAUUUGUACUCUUUUCGCGCGAUCUACUUUGUUUAUUUGGAUAGUAAAUGUAUCCUAUUAGACGUUUUGGUGUGUGGUAUGGCUGAGUAUUUUUACGAGCUGUGCCUUAUUUUUACGAGCCCGUAAGGCGAGUCGAAAUACAAACAACGAGUAAAAAUACUCAGCAAUACUACACACCAAAACGCCUAAUUAGUCAAUUAUUAUCCAAUGGCUUUUUUUUCUGCUAAGCUUUUCUGCCCAUUUCUCUUGAGGAGGGAAAAGCAAAGCAGAUAGAGAUGCGUAGAGCGCGGAGCCGACUGGUUAAACAGCUUUUUUUACAGUACAAAGGAACCAAACAGUGCAAAAUAACCAAAUUACCGUGCAAUAUCGCAGGAUAUUUGCACUCUAUUCGCGCGUUAUUUGUAUUCUACUUUGUGCAGUUGGAUAGUAAAAACUGGUUUCGAUUGAGGAGAUGAAGACGAAAAUUUUGUUGCAUAACUUAUAUCAGACCAAGAUAGAUUGAGACUCUCUCGGUCUAAUGCAUGCCUUCAGCAGACAAAUCAAAGCAAAACUUUACCCGAAGCUAAAUUCUUUCUUACAGUUCGCUUGCAUUGACGUCAAGUGCGGAGAGCAUCAGAUUUGUGUCGCUGACAAAAGAGGUCCUUGUCUAACGAAUACCGACAGAGACGGCAACAGUAUCGAAUGCCCACAACAUCAGUGUGGUAAGAAAUUCUGUUAUUUUCAUGAUAAAUAAAUAAAUAAAUAAAUAUCUAUCUAUCUAUCUAUCUAUCUAUCUAUCUAUCUAUCUAUCUAUCUAUAUAUAUAUAUAUAUUGUAUUUAGCAUCUAUUUUCUAUCUGCCCUCUGAUUGGUUCCAAUUCGAGUUAUAAUGCCGGCCGCGAAGCAUGCGCAAGCCGAGCGCCGAUUUCCCGCAAAAACCUUCCAAGGGAAAAUGUUUAAACACCGGUGUAACGCAAUCUUUAUGAAAAUAAUUGAAACGUUCAUACCAAUCUGUAAAGAUAACAAAAAACAAAAUAAAGAAAAGUUCCAAUAAAGCAGAGAAUUCAUUUUCUUUAUGGUAUCAAAUUAUAUUUCUGACUUAAACUUUGAAAUUUGGCAAUUUUCGUCUCAAUGCAGAGAGGUUACUUUUGAAUAUGAAAAUGUAAAUAUUAUUAUUGUUAUAUGAAUAUGAAAUUAUUAUUAUUAUGCCUUCAGUAGACAAAUGAUAAUUAAUAAUAAUAAUUAUUAUUAUUAUUGUUAUUAUAUGAAAAGUCUUGCAACAUUUUCCUGCUGUUUCCAGUCUCUACCAGAGUGAACUGCAGCGCAGCACCGAAGGAAGUCAUAUGUGGUGAGGACCAAAAGACUUAUACGAACAGGUGCACUAUGUUCACCAGUGGUAUUUCUCUGGCUUAUUACGGACAGUGUAAAUUGGAGUGUUAUGUGGAUGACGAGAAGGUAUGUUGGUUUUAAAGAGAAUACCUUUCUGCGCUUGUGCAUGUUACAAGUUGCACAAAUCAUGCUUCUAUAUCACGCUUGCUAUCUAAUAUUUAGAAGGCACAAAUGGUUAAGUCUUGCUGCUGAUUUAUUAAAAGAAUGACGCAGGUCCUCUCGACCAAUCACAGAGCUUUUAAUGAUCUUUCCGUUCUUUUCUUCCCAGAUGUGCGGUGUGAAUGGCGUGACCUUCAAGAGCAUCUGUCACGCUUCUGUCCACAACAACUACGUAGAUUACCCUGGAAUGUGUGACGACGUUGAUCCGAAGUACAACAUCGAUUUCAACAAGAAACCUUUCCAUGAAUAUGUGAAUCCCCGUUGUAAAACUGUUGAGGUAAUUGGUAAAUGUGCUCCAGUGGACUGUCAGAAUUAUGUCAUUCCUGAAGGAAGCUGUUGUCCCGUGUGCGGUGAGAGUUAUAUCAAAGUUUAAAUGGUUUUUCUUGGUUCCUCUAAGACUGGUAACAAUUGGAGGUCAAAAGAUAAAUACAAAUAAUUUACGAAAACCAAUCGAAAUGAGAGUUUGUAGCAUAAUCAACCAAACACGGGCCAAGGCAAGUGCAUGGCAAUAAAGGCGGGAAAACGCGUGUGCCCAAAUCGCAGUUGAAUUUCGUUCGGCAUCUUAUUGGCUUAGGAAGGUUGCACGAUUUUCAAAAUCAAUCACAGAAAACCUUAGCCAAUCAAAUGCGUACGUGCGUCAAACAUAGGAAGAUAACACUUAUUCACGUCAAAAAAGCUAACUGCUAAAUAAAUAGGUCAACAACAUAUCAUUAGGUGAUUAAGAAAAGAACAUAUCGUUACAAUUACACACCUUCAGACCACAGACCAGUUUAACAUAUAAAAUGUUGAAAAGACGAUUAACUCACACCUUCAAGACUAAUCGGUUGUAAAACAAUCGUUCAACCAAUAGGAAUUUGGUUACCUCCAUUUCUAAGCACUCCAGACAGUUUGUUUUUUUUUUCACUUUUAUUGAGCACCUUCUGAAAAGCCGUUUGGUCGUGUUGUGAUGACUGGCCAUCGUGGUUACUUUAGUUUUAAUUUUCCAACGCUCAAAUCGAAUAAAGCGCUUCGCAGUAAGAAUACCACUAAAUCUGUAGUGCCGUGCAGGCGAUAAAAAUGCAAAACAGACAUGUUAAAAAAUGCGGCAUUGUAUCUCCACUGGCGAUUAAAUCCGUAUGAGUGGUUAUUUUUUUUCCUUGUAGGAACUGCUGUGAGCAUUCGACUGGAUACUGCAGUGCGGGAUAUGGCCGUGAACGACAAAGUACAACCACUAAAAGAUCUCAACCGGGUCGACCCCAUCUUUCUCGAGCUGAAAAAUCUGUCUGACCGGUUUGGUGGGUUUGACAAGUGCCAGCUGACCGCAGAUCUCGUGGACACCCACGACAUCUCAGUGGUGUUUAAACCAAUCAAAACACAGGAUUUGGACGCAUGCAAGCAGGUGGCAGAGAUACUCGUCGCUUUCAUCAAUUCUCCCGCAAAAAGUGAACUGGAGCCCACAAAAGCGAUGCUUGCAGUCGCGGUCCUGAAGGAUCGCUCACGGACAUUUUUACCCAGAGCCGAAUAUAUGAUGGCGAAACGGAGGAAAAAACGAAGUGAACAUCAUGAACACGAACCAUUUUAUUACGAGUAUGAUGAUGAUGAUUAUUAUACGUACGAGUUUAGUGAAGGAAAUCGGAAACGUAUUCAACUUAACCUUCUCUUCCUGACGUUUUCAAGUUUGUUCUGCUCAACAAACUUAAUCUUUAAUUGUAACCUGAUUUAA